AUGUCCCUCCACGGGAAGGCGAAAUACGUCGCCAACGUGAAAGGACUCACGGUUAACACCACAAUCUCGAACAGCACGGGCUCUGUAGCAACAAUAAAGCUCCCCCAAAUAGUAACAGCUCUAAACCACGAAUCUCUUUCUAUCCGUAUCGUGCUCAGCGACUCCGCCGCCAACGACGAGUGGGAUCCGUCAUGGGUGCGGGGCGCGGGUAUUCUACAUAUCAAUCUGCGGAAAUGGGCCGAUAUACUUGUCAUCGCACCACUGAGCGCAAACAGUCUAGCAAAAAUCUCGAGCGGGUUCUCCGAUUCGCUGCUUAUGAGUAUUAUUCGUGCCUGGGAUGCCUCGGGAUUAGUUGAUGGCCAAGGCCCGCAGGACAAGAAGCGCAUUCUCGUGUUUCCAGCUAUGAAUACGGCGAUGUGGCUGCAUCCCGUCACGGAGUCACAGAUUGCGGUACUGGAAGGGUGGGAUUGGUUCGAGGUCUUUAGGCCGGUUGGGAAAGCGCUAGCCUGCGGCGAUGUCGGGGUCGGCGCAAUGCGGGAAUGGGCCGAGGUUGUCACGAUCAUUCAACAGCGGCUUGGGCUUCUCUAUCUUAGUGAUGAUUUCUAA
Molecule: messenger RNA, 606 nt
Organism: Penicillium chermesinum
Lineage: Eukaryota; Fungi; Ascomycota; Eurotiomycetes; Eurotiales; Aspergillaceae
Product: putative flavoprotein
Exons: 3
Coding region: 1-606 (201 amino acids)
Biological process (GO): coenzyme A biosynthetic process
Cellular component (GO): phosphopantothenoylcysteine decarboxylase complex
Molecular function (GO): FMN binding; phosphopantothenoylcysteine decarboxylase activity
Source: RefSeq, a predicted model, not a curated record